AUGAGCAGAGAGCACAAUAUUACACAUCUGUUCAAUUUAUCUGCCCACCCAUUACUCUGCCCACCAAUUACCUUGCCCACCCAUUACCCUGUCCACCCAUUACCUUGCCCACCCAUUACCUCGUCCACCCAUUACCCUGCUCACCGAUUACCCUGCCCACCCAUUACCCUGCCCACUAGCCGGCUUAUCUGUCCACCCAUCACCCUGCCCACCCAUCACCCUGCCCACCAGCCUGAUUAUCUCUCCACCCAUUACGCUGCCCACCAAUUACCAUGCCCACCCAGUACUCUGUCCACCCAUCACUCUGUCCACCCAUUACCCUGCCCACCCAUUACUCUGCCUACCCUUUACCCUGCUCACCAACCUGCUUACCUGUCCACCCAUCACCCUGCCAACCCAUUACUAGCCCACCAGCUUGCUUAUCUGUCCAUUUAUUACCUGCCCACCCAUUACCCUGCCACCAACCCGCUUAUCUGUCCGCCUAUUACCCUGCCCACCCAUUACCCUUCCCACCAAUUACCCUGCUCACUAGUCUGCUUAUCUCUGCACCCAUUACUCUGCCUGCCCAUUACCCUGUCCACCUAUUACCCUGCCCACCCAUUACCCUUCCCACCAAUUACCCCGCCCACUAGUCUGCUUAUCUCUCCACCCAUUACUCUGCCUGCCCAUUACCCUGUCCACCCAUUACCCUGUCCACCCAUUGCCGUCCACCCGUUACCCUGCCUACCAAUUACCUUGCCCACCCAUUACUUUGUCCACACAUUACCCUGCCCACCAGCCUGCUUAUAUAUCCAACUAUUACCCUGCCCACCCAUGACCCUGCCCACCCAUUACCCUGCUUAUCUGUCCACCUAUUACCCUGCCCACCCAUUACUCUGCCCACCCAUUACUUUGCCCACCAACCUGCCUAUCUGUCCACCUAUUACCCUGCCCACCAACCUGCUUAUCUGUCCACCUAUUACCCUGCCCACCAACCUGCCUAUCUGCCUGCCCAUUACCCUACCCACCCGCCUGCUUCCCACCACCACCCUGCUCAUCAAUUACACUGCCCACGUGUCUGCCUUGCCCAGCCUGCUCAUCUGCCCACCCAUCACCCUGUUUACCUGCCGGUCUCCCACCAGCCCACCCGCCCAUUACCCUACCAAUCUGCCUGUGUCCCACCAGCUUGUCCGCCUAUUAGACUGCCUGCCUCCCUGCCACCAUUCUGCUCAUCUAUCCACUCAUCACCCUGUUCACCCACCAGCCUGCCCACCCAUUACCCUAUCUGCCUGUAUCCCACCAGCUUGUCCACCCAUUAAACUGCCUGCCUCCCUGCCUCCCUGCCACCAUUCUGCUCAUCUGCCCAUCUCUCCCACCAGUCUGCCCACCCAUUACCCUGUGUAUCAGCCUACCCAUCCAUUACCCUACCCACCUGCCUGUCUCCCACCAGCUUGUUCACCCAUUACAUCGUUCGCCUGCUCAUCUGGCCACCCAUCACCCUGUCCACCUGCCUGUCUCCCACCAGUCUGCCCACCUAUUACCCUGUCUAACAGCCUGCGCUCGGUUGUUUAA
Messenger RNA from Liolophura sinensis, 1551 nucleotides. RefSeq lists its product as uncharacterized. The coding region runs from base 1 to 1551 and encodes 516 amino acids. The record is from RefSeq and is a predicted model, not a curated record. NCBI's taxonomy places the organism in Eukaryota, Metazoa, Mollusca, Polyplacophora, Chitonida, Chitonidae. The transcript has a single exon.